AUGCCUCUGCAGCCGGAUUUCACCCUCAACACGGGAGCCAAGAUUCCUGCCGUUGGGUUUGGAACAUGGCAAGCCCCUCCAGGCCAAGUCGAGAAGGCUGUUGAAAUUGCACUCAAAAGCGGAUACAAGCAUAUCGACUGCGCCGCCAUCUACCGCAACGAAGUCGAAGUUGGCGAAGGUAUCCGCAAGAGCGGCGUGCAGAGGUCUGACAUCUUCAUCACGGGAAAGCUCUGGAAUACCAAGCAUGCACCUGAGGAUGUUGAGAAGGGUCUUGACAAGACGCUCAAGGAUCUGGGUACGGACUACCUUGACCUUUUCCUGAUGCAUUGGCCCGUUGCCUUCAAGUCUGGAGACAACUGGUUCCCAAUUGACUCGGAUGGUGUAUUUGAGCUCGCAGACAUUGAUCCUUCUGUGACAUAUGCCGCAAUGGAGAAGCUCCUUGACACGGGAAAGGUCCGAGCUAUUGGUGUAUCCAACUUCACCAAGAACCGCCUUGACGAUCUCCUCAGCAAGACCAAGGUCGUACCGGCCGUGAAUCAGAUCGAGGCACACCCCUAUCUGCAGCAGCCUGAUUUGUUCGAUUACUGCAAGGCGAAAGGCAUUCAACUAGCUGCGUAUUCACCUCUCGGAAACAACCAGACUGGAGAGGCCCGCACUGUCGACGACCCGCUUGUCGCAGAACUUGCCAAGAAGUUGGACUUGGAUAUCGGCCAAGUUCUCUACUCGUGGGGUGUGCAGCGCGGAAGCGUAGUGCUACCGAAGAGUGUGACUCCAAGCAGGAUUGAGUCUAAUAUCCAAGUCAAGGAGCUGCCCCAAGACGCGUUCGAUCAGCUCAACGCUCUGGAGCGAAACAAGCGCUACAAUUGGCAGACGCGAUGGGGAUACGACAUCUUCCAAGAGCUCGGCGAAGAUGAAGUGAAGAGAGUGGCACGAGAGACGGGUGCCGAGAACCUAGAAAAGUUUGGAAAAUAG
This is a messenger RNA of Ilyonectria robusta, 972 nucleotides long. RefSeq names its product NADP-dependent oxidoreductase domain-containing protein. The transcript has 2 exons. The record is from RefSeq and is a predicted model, not a curated record. NCBI's taxonomy places the organism in Eukaryota, Fungi, Ascomycota, Sordariomycetes, Hypocreales, Nectriaceae. The coding region runs from base 1 to 972 and encodes 323 amino acids. Gene Ontology annotation, molecular function: aldose reductase (NADPH) activity. Gene Ontology annotation, cellular component: cytosol.